Molecule: messenger RNA, 2209 nt
Organism: Hevea brasiliensis (rubber tree)
Lineage: Eukaryota; Viridiplantae; Streptophyta; Magnoliopsida; Malpighiales; Euphorbiaceae
Product: RNA polymerase sigma factor sigA
Exons: 10
Coding region: 288-1817 (509 amino acids)
Biological process (GO): regulation of DNA-templated transcription; DNA-templated transcription initiation
Molecular function (GO): DNA-binding transcription factor activity
Source: RefSeq, a predicted model, not a curated record
UAUCAAAACUAACGGCAAGAAAGUUUCCAAGGUUUUACAUUCUCCCCUUCUCAUCAACUUUUUUACUACUCCCUCUUUGGAAUCUCCACCUCUCCUCCUCCUCCUCCUCUUCUUCUUAUUCUUCUUCUUCUUCUUCCCUACUAAUAGUAUUGUUUUUUCAGAAGGCUAACAAAGUGAUCUUUGGGAGCUUUAGCAUACAACACACCUUUUUACACUGAGCUUAGUGAAUUGAGAGCAGUUGAAGACCUGUAAACAAAUUUUGUUCAUUAAAUAGGUUAGAAGCUUCUAUGCUCAUGGCCACUGCUGCAGUUAUUGGACUUAGUGCAGGAAAGAGGCUCUUGAGUUCCACCUUUUAUUAUUCUGACCUGACAGAAAAGUUUUUCAAUGUCAAUGAUUAUGGAUUAACCCACUACCAAAUUGCUUCAACAAAGAAUGUGAUUGUUGCCAAAAAAUCAUCAAAUUAUGGCUCUAGUUCCCCAUCCUCCAGUAGAAAUACACAGUCUAUUAAGGCUCUUAAAGAACAUGUGGACACUGCCUCUGCUUCCUCAACAGCAACAUGGUUCAAGACAUUCAAUGACACAGAAGAGGAUAGUUCUGAUCUCUACUAUUCAAUAGAGGCACUUCUCUUGCUGCAGAAGUCUUUCCUUGAGAAACAAUGGCAUCUUUCAUUUGAGAGGACAACCUCAUGUGAUUCACCCAGUAGAAAGAGUAAAAAGAAGAUACCUAUCACUUGUUCUGGGUUGUCUGCUCGGCAAAGGAGAAUAAAUACUCGGAGGAAGAAUUUGAGCCAAAGUAAAUCCAUAGUGCAAGCUUGUACAUUUAUGCAGCUAAAAUCAUCUGUCAGUCCUGAACUGCUGCAGAAUUGUUUGAAGGGUUAUGUUAAGGGUGUAGUAAGUGAAGAGCUGCUCACCCAUGGGGAAGUUGUGCACCUGUCAAGGAUAAUAAAAGCUGGUCUUUCCAUGGAGGAACACAAAUCCAGGCUGAAGGAGAGAUUAGGCUGUGGGCCCUCUGACCAACAACUUGCAACUUCCUUGAGGAUUUCUCAUGCAGAGUUACAGUCCAAAUUGAUAGCUUGUUCUUUGGCAAGAGAGAAACUAGCAAUGAGCAAUGUUCGUCUAGUUAUGUCUAUUGCUCAAAGAUAUGAUAACAUGGGCGCUGAAAUGGCUGACCUUGUUCAGGGAGGUUUGAUUGGACUAUUGCGAGGUAUUGAGAAAUUUGAUUCUUCGAAGGGGUUCAAAAUUUCUACUUAUGUUUAUUGGUGGAUACGUCAGGGUGUCUCAAGAGCAUUAGUUGAGAAUUCAAGAACCUUAAGGCUGCCUAAUCAUUUACAUGAAAGGUUAGGCUUAAUACGAAAUGCAAAAAUCAGACUAGAAGAGAAAGGAGUAACUCCUUCAAUUGAUAGGAUUGCAAAGUCCCUGAAUAUGUCCCAGAAAAAAGUUAGGAAUGCAACAGAGGCAAUUAGCAAGGUCUUUUCACUUGAUAGGGAAGCAUUCCCCUCUUUGAAUGGUCUCCCAGGGGAGACUCACCAUAGUUACAUUGCAGAUAAUUGCGUUGAGAACAACCCAUGGCAUGGAGUACAUGAAUGGGCACUCAAGGAUGAAGUAAACAAGCUUAUCAAUUUGACUCUUCAAGAACGAGAAAAGGAAAUUAUAAGACUUUACUAUGGUUUGGAUAAUGAAUGCCUUACAUGGGAGGACAUAAGUAAGCGGAUAGGUUUGUCCAGAGAAAGAGUUCGGCAAGUCGGGCUUGUUGCAGUAGAGAAAUUAAAACAUGCUGCAAGGAAGAAGAAGCUAGAGGCCAUGCUAUUAAAACAUUGAAUUGGUGCAUGUUUCCUUAAAACUCCAGUAUACGAGACUGUAAAUAUGCAGAAAGGAAAGCUUUAUCUUCAAUUUCCUUUUUCGGAGUAGAAACAACUAUAGGAGAUCAUGUUUGCAAGGGCCCAUCACCCCAAAACUUGCUGUAGAGUUGAGCAUCCUGAUUUAAGAGCUAGCUGGAGAAAAAAAUUUUCUUGUAUUUAUCAUAUAAUUUGAGGGAAAACCUGUGGAUCUGAAAUCAAAAUCAUUCUACUGUGUAUGAUGAUGGCAAUGAUCAACUGUUUAGCUUUAGUCAUUUUUGGAUGGAAAUAAUUUGAGCAUUUUUACAUCCUAUCUAAUUGAAAUCAAUGUUCAUAUCAAAUAAAAGAUAGAAGGAAAUUAGACUGUUUUGUAUU